AUGAAUUCGAUUCUUAAAGAGGGGUAUUUGGGUACACUUCACGAUUCGGUGAAGCUAGUACUGGAUGUUGUUUCUAUAUUUUCCGAGAUUUUGAAGGUGCUCAAUGAAGCGGUUGUUGCGCUGAUGUGGCAUUCAAUAACGUUAGAGCGAGAAGAUUUGGAAAAAUUUAAAGCGUUGAAAGUUGUUGUGCGGAUCGGGACGGGCAUUGACAACAUUGACGUUAAAGCAGCAACCGAUCUUGCGUUGAAAGUUGUUGUGCGGAUCGGGACGGGCAUUGACAACAUUGACGUUAAAGCAGCGACCGAUCUUGGAAUUGCUGUAUGUAACACACCCGGUGAUUGUGUUGAAGAAGUAGCCGAUACAACGAUGUCACUGGUCUUGAAUAUGUACAGGAAGACGUUUUGGUUAGCCAAAGCAGUUUCUGAAGGCAAAAAGGUUAGUGGCGUGGAGCAAGUGCGUGAAUUGGCCAGUGGUAGUACACGUAUUCGGGAUGAUACGUUGGGUAUAAUUGGCCUUGGCAGGGUCGGUACAGCGGUUGCGUUACGUGCCAAAGCAUUCGGCUUCAAAAUUUGCUUUUUCGAUCCACAUUUGCCAGAAGGUGUCGAUAAGUCGCUGGGCAUCGAGCGUUGUUACAAUCUGGACGAUAUGCUCUUCAAAGCCGAUUGUCUUACGCUUCACUGUCCGCUGACCGACGAAACAAGACACAUGAUCAACGAUAUGACAAUCAAACAAAUGCGACCCGGUGCAUUUAUUGUGAACACAUCCAGAGGUGGUCUUAUCCAGGAAAGUGCACUGGGCGAGGCAUUAAAGUCGGGUCAUAUCAAAGCGGCUGCGUUGGAUGUCCAUGAGCAUGAGCCCUUCGAUCCACUUACUAUGGGUAACUUUUUUUAUGCUUCAUUCAUAUAUAUGUAUAUAUACAUAUACAUAUGUAUAUGUAUGUAUAUAUAUAUAUAUAUACAUACAUAUAUAUAG
Gongylonema pulchrum is the source of this 972-nucleotide messenger RNA. Lineage: Eukaryota; Metazoa; Nematoda; Chromadorea; Rhabditida; Gongylonematidae. The record is from the annotation of a GenBank genome assembly.